AUGGCAGUUGUUGCGUCGACAUCAGAUGAUUUCUAUGCAAACUACGCAUUCGAAUCGGCAGAUCGAAAAGAUGAAAACUCAAUUCGGGUACCUCGAAGUACAGAAGACAACCGUAGGCUCAAGUAUGGACAUGCAGAAGAUGAUAAUUCAGAUAUUGCGUAUUUGAAUUUUCCAGUUAUUGUACCAUCACUUGUAUUUACAGUUAUCUCAAUGGGAUGUUUUGUGGGAGGAAUUUUCACAUCCCUAAAAUCCGACUACAUCCCUGAUGAACGAGAAUUAAUACGAGGAUACGUUAUAGAAUAUGGCAGCAGUCGUUUUCGAUGUAACACAACAAUUCCAUUUCCAGCAGAUGGGCUUCCAUCAAUUCUUAAUCUUUUUGAAUUGAACGUGAUAGGAAAUGUCCUUUUCCGAUAUGCAGUCUGUAUACCAAUAGUAAUUAGAGUAUUCAAUGCACUUACAAUAAGAAAUCUUCUCCGUCAUGAGUACGACAAAAAGUUCUCAUCAUUACAUAAGGUUAUGGCGGAUUCAAUGCCAAUUUUCACUUUUGUUGAAGCUUUCAUGAUGUCCCUAUUCAGUAUUGUUACUGUACAUGAGGAUUUUCCAGAAGCGAAUCGUUUCUUUAAAAUUGUAUUUGCAAUGUCAUCCGUUGUUAGUAUGCUGACCACCACUACGGUUAUGUUUGCAUUUUCGUCGAAUUCUGAAAGUAAAUGGGAUACUGUAUCAAUGAUCAUGAAAUUAAUAUCAGUUGUUAUUUAUGUAUAUUUAAUGCCACAAUAUAUGCAAUAUCAUCAAUCUUCUAUCACAUUUCCAAUUUGUCAUUCAUAUAUGCCCCAACUGUUCGCUUUAAUGGAAUAUUUCAUUAUUAUUGCAUAUGCAACGUUUCAUCUGUCAUUCCUAAUCGAUAUUAGAAACAUUUCAUUCAUUUGUUUCCCACGAUCGUCCAGUGGAGAGUGUGAACCGAUUGAUCCAAUUAAUUUCAAAAAAGGAGCAAAAUAUGAACACUGCAGAGCUUUUGAAUAUAAUCAACGAAGGAUUCUUAGCUUGUAGAUUGAUGAAUUAGUUACAAUUAUGUUUAUUUAAUUUUGAAUACAGUUUUUUGUUGAA
Molecule: messenger RNA, 1104 nt
Organism: Caenorhabditis elegans
Lineage: Eukaryota; Metazoa; Nematoda; Chromadorea; Rhabditida; Rhabditidae
Gene: C14B9.3
Exons: 8
Coding region: 1-1047 (348 amino acids)
Cellular component (GO): Golgi membrane
Source: RefSeq, marked reviewed